Messenger RNA from Ilex paraguariensis (yerba mate), 528 nucleotides. The record is from the annotation of a GenBank genome assembly. Lineage: Eukaryota; Viridiplantae; Streptophyta; Magnoliopsida; Aquifoliales; Aquifoliaceae.
AUGGAGAUUGCAAAGUCGAAAGGUCCAAACGAGCUACUGACUUGGGAAGAUAUUCAGAAGAUGAAGUUUUCUUGGAAUGUGGCAUGUGAAGCAUUAAGACUAUCACCACCUGCUCAAGGAGCCUUUAGAGAGGCUAUAACUGAUUUCACAUAUGCAGGCUUUAGCAUUCCAAAGGGAUGGAAGACAUUUUGGACUGUGCAUACAACACACACAAAUCCUCAAUAUUUUCCCGAGCCAGAAAAGUUUGAUCCUUCGAGGUUUGAUGGAAGUGGGCCUGCUCCAUACACUUACGUCCCCUUUGGAGGCGGACCUCGGAUGUGCCCUGGGAAAGAGUAUGCUCGGCUAGAGGUGCUCGUUUUCAUGCAUAAUGUGGUCAGAAACUUCAAAUUGGAGAAGGCAAUUCCAAAUGAAAAGAUAGUUUUCCAUGCAUCCCCUGUUCCGAUGAAAGCCUCCACCCUCAUGACAAACAAAUAUCUUAAAGCUUCAUUACUAGAUCGUCUUAGGGGUGUAACUUCCCAUAUGCCAUAA